AUGCUGCAUUUUCUCCGCGCCGCCUCGCAGUCCGCGCGGCUGCUGGUGGUGAUGGCGCUGGUGGCGGCGGUGUGUUGUGGCGGCGGCUGCCGUGCCGCAUCGCUGGAGUACACCUGCACCUCCGACGCGGUGGUGCGCGGGAAUGGCAAAUUGAAGUCCGCACCGGUGGUGGUGAAGUCCGUCCCCGCGCCGGGAGAGCCCCAGUCGGGGGAGUACGUUGCCGUGGCGGAAGGCUGGGCGCCGAUCCGCAUCGCGGUGUCGACGGGGGACCUGGAGAACACCAGGAAGUACUGCAGCUUUUCGAGGGGUUCCAAGCCGAAUCUGCUGGGCGACGCCUCCGCCGACUGCAGAUUCGAUGAGUUGCCUUCUUGGAAGAAGAAGCUUCUCGUCGGGGGCGUCGUCCCUGCCGCCGUCAAGCUGCACGCGGAGCGACUGCUGGUGCAGCCGCUGAAGGGGCCGCUGAAGGUGCCAGAAUUUGCCGCUGACAGCGUUUGCGGCCAGUUUACAGUGCCCGCCGCCCACCGCUCCCCGGGCGUUGACAGUGCCGACAUGGUGCUCUACGUCGCCGCUGCGCCGGGCGGGGUGUGGGCGUUGCCGUGCGCCACGCUGGAGAAUGGCCGCCCAAUCGUCGGCGCCGUGAACUUGGCGCCGGCAAAUUUGUUCCACGGACGCCUCGCCACCCGCAUCGCCGCGCACGAGAUCGCCCACGCACUCGGCUUCUCCUACCAGCAGAUGGCGGCCCACCGCAUGCUGAGGAACGUGACCGGCGUGCGCGGCAGGAAGCUGUCGGUGGUGGUGAACUCGACGAAUGCCGCGAUGGCUGCGAGGGAGCACUACGACUGCGACAACAUUCGGGGG
Messenger RNA from Trypanosoma conorhini, 858 nucleotides. Its product is annotated as surface protease GP63. Gene Ontology annotation, molecular function: metalloendopeptidase activity. The annotation marks the transcript as partial. Gene Ontology annotation, cellular component: cytoplasm; membrane. Lineage: Eukaryota; Euglenozoa; Kinetoplastea; Trypanosomatida; Trypanosomatidae. The record is from RefSeq and is a predicted model, not a curated record. Gene Ontology annotation, biological process: cell adhesion; proteolysis. The transcript has a single exon.